Macroventuria anomochaeta is the source of this 2343-nucleotide messenger RNA. RefSeq lists its product as uncharacterized. NCBI's taxonomy places the organism in Eukaryota, Fungi, Ascomycota, Dothideomycetes, Pleosporales, Didymellaceae. The transcript has 3 exons. Gene Ontology annotation, cellular component: nucleus. Gene Ontology annotation, molecular function: sequence-specific DNA binding; DNA-binding transcription factor activity, RNA polymerase II-specific; zinc ion binding. The record is from RefSeq and is a predicted model, not a curated record. Gene Ontology annotation, biological process: positive regulation of transcription by RNA polymerase II; DNA-templated transcription. Bases 1 to 2343 code for a protein of 780 amino acids.
AUGAGCCCGCCACAAGCACCUUCUGAUGCCGGGGUCAGUCCUUCCUCAUGGGUAGCUGCCAACCGCAACAGCGACCUCACGGAAGGCGCGGCAACUUCGGCAACGACGCCCUCCAAUACUGGCUCAACUGAGCAGCGAUCACCACCAGCUAAACGGCGCAGAGAAGAAAGAGAAAGGACUAGGGUCAGCAGAGCGUGCGACAGGUGCAAGAAAAAGAAGACGCGAUGCACAGGCCGUUGCCCAUGCACUCUAUGUCUACGAGCCGGUCUGUCAUGCGAGUACACCGCCCAGUAUACUCGCGGAAGAUUGCCAUCCGUCAUGGUGGACGAGGCUGCUAUGUCCGCAGCUUCCAAAGCAGGCAACACGCGGCUAAACGCAAUACCUAUCGAAGAUAAUCCACUUAGAGACUUACCUUCCUUCCAGUAUGGAGGAUACGGCCUUAGCACCCCUUCAGCACACGAUCGCCCAAUCUUGGAAAGAGUGAACCGGGUUAACGGCAACAAUGAAGACUCCAAUCGUGACCCACCAUCGAGAACUUCUCCAGAGCCGGCACAGGCGCAGACAGAUUCGCAAGGACACUACGUUGGCUCUUCUUCAGGAGUAUCAUUCUUGAUACGGAUCCAAAAGCGACUUCAUCAGAACACUCCAACUUCCCAAGACUCGUCCAUAUUUGCCUGGGGAGACUCACCACUACCAGACUUCGAUCCAACAUUCUUCGUCCUGCCUCCCAAACCUGACGCACAGCGACUGGUAGAAAGGUACUUCGACUAUGCCGCCCCAACACACCGCUUCAUCCAUCGAACUACCAUCGAGAAAUGGGUGCACGAGUUCUACGAAACCCAGGGCGACAUGCACGCCAAAGAAGACGCAGCAGCCAAAACCGCGCUACUUCUUAUCGUCUUCGCACAAGCACAAGCAUACAUGCCACCAGGCAGCACAACACAGGAGAACAGUGCACGCUACUUCUUCGCAGCCGAGCACCAACUCUCCAAAGAACGCGGCGCAGUCCGUCUAGCAAGUGUGCAAGCACGUCUUUUGCAGUGUUUCUACCUCCUUACGCAAUCGCGCAUCAACCAUUGCUGGUCUCUCUUCGGAACGACGUCUCAUCUUGCGCUUGCUAUAGGACUGAAUCGCGGGAGAAGGUAUGAUCCAUCAGCGACAAUCGACUAUGUGGAGCUGGAAAGCCGGAGACGGACGUUCUGGGUAGCAUACUCGCUUGACAAGUACCUUUCGGCUGCUUUGGGACGACCGCGGACGUUUAAGGACGAGGAUAUUGAUCAAGAACUGCCGACUGUUGUCAAUGACUCUGAUCUCCAUCCACAGUAUAUUUCGUCGUCUACUUCGAAAUCACCAUCGCACAUGAUGGCGCCUGUGGAACACAUCAAACUCACACGCAUCGUCUCCCUCGUCCUGCGAGACCUCUACCCCAUCCGCCCACCCUCCCUCGCCCUACGCAUCGAACUGUCCGCAAAGUACACCAAAGACCUGGACGUCUGGCGCGCCGCACUCGGCCCCUUCCUCGACGCCGCCGGCAUCGAAUCCUCAUUGCUCAUCCCAAUCUACCAGCGGCAGCGGGGCGUGCUAAACCUGGCCUACUACCACGCGAUGCUGUUGAUCCACCGUCCAUUUCUGUUAAGCAAUUUCGCCAACCUGACGGGCAUCAGGAGCCAUCCAAGCUACCAGGCGCCGGCGGAUACGAGCGCAAACAUUGCGAGUUGUUUGGAUGCUGCGAUGAAUAUUGUGAAGGUUGUGGACGAUGUGUUCACGAGCUCGAAUUUAUUCAGAGCGUUUUGGUUUACGCAGUACUACGCGUUCUGUGCGGUGGUCGUGCUGUACAUAUACCGGAUCCGGCAACAUCUUCUCACGCCGGGGCAGUGCGAGGGCUACUUCGCUGCAGGGCAGAAGUGCCAGAGACAGUUGGAGAGUAUCAGUGAGACGGACUGUUUGGCGCGACGGUACUGUGUUGUUCUUGAAGAGCUGAGGUUGGAGGCUGUGAGGCAGACGAAUCAGCAAACCCGAUCUGGAUCUGGCAUUACAGGGACGACACCGCUGCCUGUGCCUGGUGCUGGCGUUACGGAGCAGAACCAGAGGAACUCGACGGUCUUGCCGCUGCUAGAUGCGACACCGCAGAAUGGUGCAAGUCCGGAUAUGGCCGGGAGCUUGUACAACAAUAAUGUGCCGCAGACGCCGGAUAGUACGAUGUUCAAUUCGAACUACCUGCCAUCGAAUAUGGCAGAUUUGACGAGCUGGGGUCAGUUCGACAGCCUAGUCACGGCAGGGAUAGGGAUCUUUGAUGGUGACUUUCAGGGCGAUAACAACUUCGGUUUUGGGUUUAAUCUGUAA